AUGGAUCCGGCUAAUGAUGAUCCAAGUAAUGAUAACAAUACUAAUGGCAAUGCUAAUGACACGGAUGAUAAUAAAGAGGACAAAGAAGACAGUUUGCCACAUUCACAGCAGCAGCAACAGGAGAAAGAUCCCGCAGUAGAUGAUGAUGUAGAUUAUUAUCCAGGCUAUCAUCAACGUUCCGAUGAUGAACCGGAUCCAGAUGAAGACGAAGAGUCCAAAGAAUAUGAUUCUAGUCCAGAAUACGCUAGCAGUGGCAACGAGGAGGAGGACGAUGAAUACGAUUCUAGUCCAGAAUACGCUAGCAAUGGCAAUGAGGAGGACGAUGACUGA
Messenger RNA from Asparagus officinalis (garden asparagus), 330 nucleotides. RefSeq names its product prostatic spermine-binding protein-like. The record is from RefSeq and is a predicted model, not a curated record. The coding region runs from base 1 to 330 and encodes 109 amino acids. Lineage: Eukaryota; Viridiplantae; Streptophyta; Magnoliopsida; Asparagales; Asparagaceae. The transcript has a single exon.